AUGGCUGAACUUGCCUUUGGCAUCAUAGGAAAUGUCAUCGAGAAGGUAGGGUCCGUUGCUUACCAAGAGUUGGGCUUGGCAUGGGGUUUCAAACGCGAUCUGAAAAAGCUUGAGCGCACCGUGUCAAUCAUUAGAGAGAUUCUCCUGGAUGCUCAAAAGAAGCAAGCAAGUGACCGCCUGCUGAGAAUCUGGAUAGGGCAGCUCAACGAUGUCCUUCAUGAUGCAGAGGAUGUGCUUGACGAAAUUGAGUACCAAGCUUUAAGGAAGCAAGCGGUUGCCACAUAUGGGAGCACUUCUACAAAGGUUCGUCAUUCCUUUUCAUCUUCUAUGAAGCGUGCAUUCCCUUUCAAACUGGCUCAUAAAAUAAAAGGCAUUAGAGAGAGGUUAGAUGAGAUUGCUGCUGAGAAGGAUCAAUUUAAUCUCACCAUAAUACCUGGAGAUGCACAUAUCAUGCGCCAGUUGAGAGACCCAACCCACUCAUUUGUUCAUCCAUCAACUGUAAUCGGUAGAUAUGAGGAGAAACAAAAUAUCAUAAAUCUCUUGAUGCACUCAGAUGCUAGCAAAAAUGUCAAUGUAAUCUCUAUAGUUGGAUUAGGAGGUUUGGGGAAGACCACACUUGCCAAGUCGGUGUAUAACGAUGAAAGGGUGGUUGGGACUUUUCAAUUGAGAAUGUGGGUUUGUGUGUCUGAAGAUUUUAGUGUUGCAAGAUUGAUAAAAGAAAUCCUUCAAUCGGCAUGCGAUACAAUUGAUGACAAUUGGAAUGUGGAUACAUUGCAAACUAAAUUGAGAGAAGUUUUAAGGGAUACAAAAUUUCUACUUGUCUUGGAUGAUGUUUGGAAUGAAGAUCAUAAUAAAUGGAUUGAAUUGAGAGAUUUGUUAAUUGGUGGUUCCGAAGGAAGUAAAAUUAUAGUGACAACACGUAGUAAUUUGGUUGCCUCCGUUAUGAGCACUGAUUUCACAUACAAUUUAAAAGGUCUAUCCGAACAUGAUUGUUUGUCUUUGUUUGUGAAAUGUGCAUUUAAGGAAGGAGAAGAUUUACAACAUCCAAAUCUCUUAAAAAUUGCAAAACAAAUUGUGGGAAAAUGUAAAGGGGUUCCAUUGGCAGUGAGGACUUUAGGCAGCCUGCUUUUUUCAAAAGUUGAUGAACGGGAGUGGAAAUUUGUAAGAGAUAACGAGAUAUGGAAAUUAAAUCAAAAUGAGAGUGACAUCUUACCCGCAUUGCGGUUGAGUUACGAUCAAAUGCCAAUUCACUUGAAGCGAUGCUUUGCCUUUUGUUCUCUUUUCCCAAAAGACCACGUAUUCUAUUCGGAUGAAUUGGUUCAAAUGUGGAUGGCAAAUGGACUAAUACUUGAAACAUCUAUUAAUAAAAAACAAGAGUUGGAGGAUGUUGGUGACUUGUAUGUUAAUGAGUUGUUGUCAAGAUCUUUCUUCCAAGAUGCUAAUAAAAUUCUUCCUAGCUUAGCCUUCUAUACCUUUAAAAUGCAUGAUCUCAUUCAUGAUCUUGCAAUCUUUGUCGCACAAGGAGAGUGUUCUGCAGUAGAGUUGGGCAACAAAGACAUUGCUGGAACAAUUCGUUAUUUGUCACUUUCAAAAAUGGGUCAAGAAGUUCCAAAAUGCUUAGACAAGUUAACAAAGGUGCACACCGUUAUGCUUACAGCCUUGCAACCACUCCCAAUGUCCUUAGUUGAAUCAUGUAUCUCGAGAUUCAAAUACAUGCGAUUGCUUGAUUUAAGUUAUUCAUCUUUUGAGGUGUUGUCAAGUUCUAUUGGUACUCUGAAGCAUUUGAGAUAUCUCAAUCUAUCAUAUAAUAAAAGAAUCAUGGAACUUCCUAAUUCCAUAUGCAAGCUGCACAAUUUGCAAACAUUACGACUUGAUGGAUGUACGAAACUUAAACGGUUGCCCGAAGAUACAAGAAACAUGAUCAGCCUUAGGUAUUUGGUAGUAACAACAGAGUUUGAUUACCUGUUAGAAAAUGGAUCCUUCAAUUCUCUUCGGAGUUUGAGUUUAUUUUGUUGUUUGAGUCUAAAAGUUUUGUUUCAAGGAAUGGACGGGUGCCUCACCAACCUUCAGACACUAGUGAUAUAUCGAUGUACAAGUUUGACCUCCUUGCCACUCAAUAUCAAGCACCUAACCGCCUUACAGCAACUUGUAAUUUAUGAAUGUCCACAGCUUUGUUUGAUGGGAAGAGAAGAUUGGAGGGGAAAAAGAGAAGAUAACAAUCUCAAGGUGAGCCUUCGAAGUUUGUUUAUUGGUAAGUUACCAAUGUUGAAGCGCUUGCCCUUGUAGUUACUAGGAUAUGCUAAUACUUUACAACACCUGGAAAUCCAAGGUUGUGACCGCUUAAGUGUCUUACCUGAGUGGCUGCCAACUUUCAAAUCACUUCACACACUCAAAUUCGUCGACUGCCGCAAUUUGUCAUGUCUUCCGGAGGGGACACAUCAUCUCCCAGAGCUAAGAAUACUGGAUAUUGAAGGAUGUUACAAAUUUAGUAGGAAUUUAGAUGGAAUGCUCCCUUCAAGAUUGCCCACAGAAGCCUUGACGAGGAGGACACAGGGAUACUUCAACAGAAAGAAGAAGAUGAU
Corylus avellana is the source of this 2582-nucleotide messenger RNA. The record is from RefSeq and is a predicted model, not a curated record. Lineage: Eukaryota; Viridiplantae; Streptophyta; Magnoliopsida; Fagales; Betulaceae.